This is a messenger RNA of Chara braunii, 1805 nucleotides long. NCBI's taxonomy places the organism in Eukaryota, Viridiplantae, Streptophyta, Charophyceae, Charales, Characeae. The record is from the annotation of a GenBank genome assembly.
GCGGACCGCUUCGGUGAAGCCAUCGGCGAGCGGGCACAAUGCCGCGAAGUCAGUCUCGGGUGUUUGAGGAUGGGGGGGAGGACGAGAAUCGGAAGGCGCAGAAGAAGUGUUGCGUGUAGAAGUACAUCGGCGUGGGACAGAGUCUCGGCGAGAGAUUCCGCAGCAAUCGCAUGUUGAAGUGCGUUUUCUGUGGCCACGAGUUCCAGGGCAACCUGUUCGUGGCGGCGCGCCAUUUCCGCCAGGGCAAGGGAUGUCCGGAAGUGACCGACGAGGCACUUGUCGACAUCCACUACAAUAGUGAGUACAAGAUGUCCGACAAGUUCCUAGAGCGGAUCCAGCAAUUUGAGGAGCUUCAUGGUGCGGCGCCUGCGACGGAUCUGCGACGGGACAAGGGGGGGGAGGGAGAGAUGAGGGACGCGAAGGAGCAGAUCGACGUGGACGACGACGUCGAGGAGGGUGCACAGGCGGGGUCGUCAGGGAGGGAGCGAGGGAAGGGCGUUGUCAGCGAGCCGGGGGGGCAGCAGGGCCAGUACUUUGCGUCGGUGCACGUGUCGGUUCGUACACGGGCAGGUGCGGAUACUGCUGAGGCGGGUCCGUCUGCGGGGAAGAGGAAGGAGAGAGAGGAGGGGGCCAGACCGACGACAGCACAGAAGAGGAUGAGACAGAACACGAUCACGGAGUCAUUCUCUUCAAAGUGGCAGAUGGAGUUCAAGAAGAGGUGGCUGCAGUUUGUGUACAGUCAGCGCCUGGCGUUCAACGUCUUCCGUAGCGAGCCGUGGUUGGACGUCGUGAACGCCAUCUGCACCGACUUCGCCUCGGCGUACGUCGCCAUGGCGAACAUGCUCCAGGGGUCCCAGCAGAGGCCAGAGCAUCGACGGAUCACGUGGCUCCCAUGCGCAGUGCAUGUCUGCAACAAGAUGUUGUCAGACAUUGGCUGUUCGGGGCCGUGGUCCAAGGACAUCAUCGUGAGGGGGAGAGCAUUGGUGCGCUUCAUUAAGGAGCACGGCGCCGCUCUCCAUAUCUUCCGGGGGGAGAGCGGUCAGAUGGGCCUCAUCUAUCCUUGCGAGACACGUUUCGCAUCCGUGUGUGCGACGGUGGAGCGUUUGCUGGCAGUGAGGUCAGCUUUGGAGAGGACGGUGGAUGGCGAUACUUGGGGUAUUGUCCCUUGGGACUAUUCUGUUCGUCAUUUGGCUAGGUGGUUCAGGUGGCAGGUGCGACAUGGGAGUUGGUGGGAUUCCAUGGGCACCUUGUUUCGUAUCAUGGAGCCUGUGUACGACCUGCUGCGCAGGUUGGACUGCAGAGGGCUGCACAUGUCGCGGGUGGUUGAGUGGAUACAGGAUCUGGCCCGCCAGGCAGCAGACGAGGUUUGUGCACUUCCAGCAGAUCUUGCACACUACAUUGUGAAGAGGGUGCAGGCUCGAUGCGCUCACAUGCUGGAGCCGGCGCACGCCGCUGCUCACCUUCUCUGUCCCAGCCGGCGGUACUUGCGGUACUUAGAGGGCGUGGUCAGCGACUACGACACGAGCUUGGUGAGGAAGGAGGAGACUUACAUCUUGUCGCAGACAGGGUUCAGUGUGGCGAGCCGCGACUACGAGACCGCAUGUGCCCAGUUGCGCGACUUCCACACACGAAGGCAUCAGUAUUCGCCCCUCGUGGAAGGGGACGGACGAGAGCAGGACGCGGGAGGAGCUCGAGGAUCAGAGACGUUCUUGGCAGCGAGACCCAUGUGGGUCCAGAGCUCCUCCGGGUGAUGUGGGCGAUGUUUUCGGGAGUCGAGCCGCCACAUUGCACCCGUACCCUCAAGA